This is a messenger RNA of Rhodamnia argentea, 1134 nucleotides long. RefSeq lists its product as uncharacterized. The record is from RefSeq and is a predicted model, not a curated record. The transcript is spliced from 3 exons. Bases 1 to 1134 code for a protein of 377 amino acids. Lineage: Eukaryota; Viridiplantae; Streptophyta; Magnoliopsida; Myrtales; Myrtaceae.
AUGAGCAACAAUGUGGUAGGUAAUGAGGCAUUUGUUCAGCAUGUGGAUGGUUUAGACUAUGAUUACUUAGUAGAUGAGGGAGAUUAUGUUGACAUAGAGGGUGAUGAACUUAUGGGUGAAAUCGAUUCAGAAACUAAAGACACAGACCUAGUCGAUGCACAAUUCUUGACUGAUGAUGAUGAUAGGGAUAAUGAGGACCUUGUUAUUGCCGAAACUAGUUACCAAACAGACUACAAAGAAACCGAUGGAGAUGAGACUUUGGGAUCCGAUGAUGGGCCAGGAGAUGGCGAACCAACAAGAAGGAGAAGUAGGUAUCCAAGGUAUGAUCCUAAUUGUGUAGUGCCUGUAUUUGCUACAUCUAUGAUGUUUGAUGGUGGUAGACAAUUCAAAGAUGCAGUGAAAAAGCAUUCGGUGGUUGAACGUAGAGAGAUAAAAUUUAUCAAGAAUGAAAAGAAGUUUGUUAGAGCGAAAUGUGUUGAUGAAAAUUGUCCUUGGAAGAUUUCUGCAUCUUUUGAUGUUAGAACUGGAUCAUUCCACGUGAAGACCUACAACGAAGAACACAUUUAUAACAUUAGUUUCAAUAAUAAGAGGGUCACAAGUUCUUGGUUGGCGGAGCACUAUCUUAGUAUAAUUAGAGCAAUGCCAACUAUAAAAACCAUUGCUUUCAAGGAGCUUAUCAAGGAGCAAUUGGGCUUGAAUGUAAGUAUAGAUCAAUGUAACAAAGCAAAGCUACUUGCCUUUAAAGUUUUGAUGGGAAACUAUAGGAAGGAAUAUUCAAAGUUAUGGGAUUAUGCGAAAGAGCUUAGGGAGACAAAUCCUGGGAGUACUCUUACAUUGAAGGUUGAAAAGCCCGACAUGCAUUCUAAGGCAUUAUUUGAGAGAAUGUACAUCUGUUUUGCUGCAUGUAAAAAAGGCUUUCUUGAUGGAUGUAGGAAAGUUAUGGGAUUAGAUGGUUGCUUUUUAAAGGGAAUUUGUAAAGGGGAGAUAUUGUGUGCCAUUGGAAGGGACGCAAACGACCAGAUGUUCCCAAUUGCAUGGGCGGUUGUGAGAAUUGAGAGAGGAGACACAUGGACUUGGUUCUUGACAAGUUUGAUGUAUGACCUCAACAUAACAGACACAAACGGACAAGGCUAG